UCUCUCUCACACACACACACACACACACACACACACACACUGAGACUGUAUCCCACACCCUUUCACCCAGGAACAGUACAGACUCACCGAUAGAAGAUGCCGUCGGGGAAAAUCCGCUGCACGCGCCGCCUGCGCUCCUGGCUGGUGGAUCAGGUGAGCAGUGGGAAAUACAGCGGUCUUGUCUGGGAAGACGAGGAGAAGACCAUGUUCCGUAUCCCGUGGAAACACGCGGCCAAACACGACUUCCGCAGUGACGAGGACGCUGCUAUCUUUAAGGCGUGGGCUGAGUUUAAGGGGAAGCUGUGUGAGAAUGACCCUGCCGGUCCCGCGUCAUGGAAAACACGCCUGCGCUGUGCUCUGAAUAAAAGUCCAGAGUUCAGCGAGGUCACCGAGAGGUCACAGCUCGACAUCUCCGAACCCUACAAAGUGUACCGGCUCGUCCCGCUCGACGAACAGGGACUGACUGAGGUGAAGCAAGAAGAAGAGGGGAAACAAGUGAGGAGGAGCAAGCGCAGAAAGAGGAGGAGCAACUCGGAGACGAACGGAGACAGUCCGACGAAGUGGAUUAAGGAAGAGGAGGCGUCGGUCGCGGUGCAGAGCAUCAGCGUGGAAGUUGACGCCACUACAGGAAAUGACCUUGCUCUUCACCUAGAUGGCCAGACGGAGCACGUCGACAUGGAGAACAGCGACGGAGUCAUCGAUGAGAUUCACUUAAACCUCACCGUGGAAACCGGCCCUCCUCCUGGACACAGCAGAGAGUGUCCGUCGUUCCUCAUCAGGGUUUAUUACCUGGGAGCGGAGGUGCUGAGGAGGGAGGUGAUGAGCGACGACGUUCGCAUCGCUUACCCCCCGCCGUGUACGGCUCCGCCGUCUAUCAGCGGCGCGAGUUUCCCUCGGGUCCCUCUGCCUCCUCCUCCCGCCGACCUCACGCCCAGUCAGAUCAGCUCCAUUUCCACGCUGCUGCCGUUCAUGGACAGCGGCAUCGUCCUGACCACGUCGAGUCGAGGCGUUUACGCUAAGCGUCUGUGUCAGGGACGGGUUUUCUGGAGGGGACCGCACACACUCACCAACGCGGCGAGCAAGAUGGAGAGAGGCGUGAAACCGACACUGAUCUUCAACAAACAGUUCUUCAAACAAGAGUUGGAGCAGUUCCAUAAUGGAGGAAAACAACCUGAAACCGAGAUCACGUUUUGUUUUGGAGAGGAGCUGUUGGAAGGAGACGACAUUUCGAAGAAGCUCAUCAUUAUUAAGAUCAGUCUGCCCUGGGCUGAGAAACAGAUCAAGGAUCAACAGAUCAUCCAGUUUGGACAGAACGCGUGGACAGAGUCCAUCUCCUUGCUGCAGAGUUUAGCUCAGCAGUCUCCGUCAGGGGAAAUCACGCUCAGUCUGGUGGAGUUAUCCGAGCAGACGCUCACCAUGCUCUAAUGUAUCUCCUGUAGUCUAUGUAAUGUCUGAAGCCAUGCUCGAGAUGGAUUCGAAGCACGCACUACACAGAGCACCAUUGCAGGUUCCUCCUGAGAGAUUCUGUGAAACUAUGUUAUUACACUCUCUUCACUGUUUCUCUACUGAACAAUAUUUCGAAUCUUCUACUUCUUCUACUAUUGUUAAACACUAAUCACACCGUAAAACAUCAACGUUACCUAUUAAACCGAUGUUUACACACAA
This is a messenger RNA of Ictalurus furcatus (blue catfish), 1665 nucleotides long. It is a transcript of the gene irf9, whose product is annotated as interferon regulatory factor 9. Bases 97 to 1425 code for a protein of 442 amino acids. Gene Ontology annotation, molecular function: DNA-binding transcription factor activity, RNA polymerase II-specific; protein binding; RNA polymerase II cis-regulatory region sequence-specific DNA binding. Gene Ontology annotation, cellular component: nucleus. The transcript is spliced from 10 exons. Gene Ontology annotation, biological process: immune system process; regulation of transcription by RNA polymerase II. The record is from RefSeq and is a predicted model, not a curated record. NCBI's taxonomy places the organism in Eukaryota, Metazoa, Chordata, Actinopteri, Siluriformes, Ictaluridae.